Messenger RNA from Cynoglossus semilaevis (tongue sole), 1371 nucleotides. RefSeq names its product aldo-keto reductase family 7, member A3 (aflatoxin aldehyde reductase) (gene akr7a3). Bases 204 to 1268 code for a protein of 354 amino acids. The record is from RefSeq and is a predicted model, not a curated record. The transcript has 7 exons. NCBI's taxonomy places the organism in Eukaryota, Metazoa, Chordata, Actinopteri, Pleuronectiformes, Cynoglossidae.
AUUGAUAUAAUGAAUUAGCAUUUAACUCUAUUGAUAAAUUUAAACCGACCGGAAGUAGUCACUGCCAAUGGACUUUGCACUACCGUAAUCCAACAACCAGUUGUGAAUUCCUUCUCCUUCCGUUUUUUAUCGUUUAAGGAACUUUACGACGGUCCCUAAACCACGACUUUUGCCCUUCGCUCAGUUAGCUGUAAUAUCGUAGCAUGUUCCUCGUAAUACGGAGUGGACUGUGCAGAGUACGACAGAACCACAGUGUCAGAGUAGCGACCCUAGUGUUCGGUCGCAGUAUGUCGUCGCAGGAAAACCCCAAAAAGCCCGUGUCCUUGUUGGGGACCAUGGCGUUCGGUGGUCGAGCUGACGCCGGGCAGAGCCUGCAGAUGGUGCAAGCUUUUCUGGACCGAGGACACAGCCUGCUGGACACGGCCUUCAUGUAUGUGGACGGGAAGUCGGAAGCGGUCAUAGGAGGCAUGAACUUACCUGAAACAGUGAGCGUAGCUACCAAGGCUAACCCCUGGGACGGGAAGACCCUGAAGCCCGAGAGUGUCCGCUCACAGCUGCAGACGUCUCUUCAGAGACUGCGGACCGACUGUGUGGACCUGUUCUACCUCCAUGCUCCUGACCAUCAGAACCCCAUCGUGGACACUCUGAGGGCCUGCAACGAGCUGCACACAGAGGGAAAAUUCAAAGAGCUCGGCCUCUCAAACUAUGCAUCAUGGGAAGUGUCUGAAGUUGUGUCUAUCUGCAGACACAACAACUGGAUCGUGCCAACUGUGUACCAGGGGAUGUACAACGCCACCACCAGGCAGGUUGAGACGGAGUUGCUGCCGUGUCUCAGAUAUUAUGGGAUGAGAUUCUAUGCAUACAACCCUCUGGCAGGUGGUCUUCUGACAGGAAAGUAUCUGUACCAGGACAAAGAUGGCUCCCAGCCUGCAGGACGCUUCUUUGGUAACAGCUGGGCUGCAGCCUACAGAGACAGGUACUGGAAGAGCAGUCAGUUCCAGGCCGUAGACCUGGUCCUGAAGUCCUUGGAGACGGUGUACGGUUCAGAAAAGCCAACUCUGACGUGCGCUGCCCUCCGGUGGAUGUAUCACCACUCCCAGCUGAAGGGAGACCUGGGAGACGGAGUCAUCAUCGGGAUGUCCACUCUGGAGCAGCUGCAGCAGAACCUGGCCGCCUCAGAGGAAGGUCCUCUGGAUGACACAGUGGUCUCUGCCUUCAACCAAGCCUGGGACCUGGUGGCCCAUGAGUGUCCCAACUACUUCAGAUGAACCCCCCCCACACACACACACACACACCCUCAGACCAGUGAGGUUCCUUUACAUCUUUGUUCUGUUUUUUUUUUUUCUGAACAUUUUCUUCCUAACGAACAGU